This is a messenger RNA of Sphaeramia orbicularis (orbiculate cardinalfish), 2100 nucleotides long. Its product is annotated as epoxide hydrolase 1-like. Gene Ontology annotation, molecular function: epoxide hydrolase activity. Gene Ontology annotation, biological process: epoxide metabolic process. Bases 172 to 1545 code for a protein of 457 amino acids. The record is from RefSeq and is a predicted model, not a curated record. NCBI's taxonomy places the organism in Eukaryota, Metazoa, Chordata, Actinopteri, Kurtiformes, Apogonidae. The transcript has 9 exons.
UCCGUGUGCGCGCUCCCGUGUGGACGUGCACUCGCCUGCCACGGCGCAGCCUCACACUGAUGGGCAGCAGAACUCGGCACAACACGGACCUGGACGUCUGGACUCUGGACCAACAACAGCUCCUGUCCACUGUUUGUCCUUCCACUCAUCCCGGUUCAGACACUCGGCACCAUGUUUACAGAGGUGCUGGUUGCCAUAGUGAUAGGAGGAGUGAUCUACUUCCUGGUUCAGAAGAGCAGGAGCAAGGUCCUGAAGACCGAAGAUGGCUGGUGGGGGGUUGGAGCGCCCCCCGAUGGAGAGGAGGACAUCUCAGUACGACCCUUUAAAAUCUCCACCAGUGAUGAAGAACUGGAGGACCUCUACAGAAGGAUAGACCAGACUCGACCUGUGGCGUCACUGGAGGACAGUCAGUUUCAUUAUGGUUUCAACUCCCAGUAUCUGCAGAAGGUGGUGUCCUACUGGAGAAAUGACUUUGACUGGAGGAAACAAGUGGACAAACUCAACCAGUAUCCUCAUUUUAAAACCAACAUAGAAGGCAUUGAUGUCCACUAUAUGCACAUCAAACCCCAGAGGGUCCCACAGGGGUCUGCAGUGAUCCCGCUGAUCAUGGUUCAUGGUUGGCCUGGAUCCUUCUAUGAGUUCUUUGGGAUCAUCCCUCUGCUGACAGAACCAUCAGAUCCAGGUGACUGUGUGUUUGAGGUGGUCUGUCCCUCCAUACCUGGAUACGGCUUUUCUGAAGCACCACAUAAGAAAGGGUUUGAUUCAGUGUGCGCAGCCCGAAUCUUCCACAAACUGAUGAAGCGUCUUGGCUUCCAGCACUUCUACGCUCAUGGAGGAGACUGGGGCUGGCUGGUCACCACCAACAUGGCUCAGCUGGAGCCCAAGACAGUUAGAGGCCUGCAUGUGAACUUUGCCCCCCCAUCCAAGCCCGGGCUGAGGGUGACUUUAUCCAUCAUGCUCGGCCGUCGCUUCCCUAAGCUGUUCGGCUUCACUGACACGGACAUUCAGAAACUUUACCCCUGCAAGGAGAAGCUGGUGGUGGAGUCCAUCAAAGAGUCUGGAUACAUGCACAUCCAGGCCACGAAGCCUGACACAGCCGGUCGGGGGCUCAAUGAUUCUCCAGUGGGUCUGGCUGCAUACAUUCUGGAGAAGUUCUCAACGUGGACCAGCAGGGACUUCAGGAACCUGGAGGACGGAGGACUCACCAGGAAGUUCUCUCUUGACGACCUGCUGACGAACAUCAUGAUCUACUGGACGUCUGCUUGUAUCGUCUCCUCCAUGAGGUUCUAUAAGGAGAACUUUGGCAAAGGUCUGGAUCAGCCUCACUCCAGAAUUCCAGUGGUCGUUCCCACCGGGUUCGCCUGCUUCCCCAACGAGCUGAUGCACACACCGAAGCUGUGGGUCCAACAGAAGUACCAUAAACUGGUGUCCUACACACUCAUGGCUCGGGGCGGCCACUUCGCUGCCAUGGAAGAGCCUCAGCUGAUGGCCGAGGACAUCCACAAGUUUGUGAGGACAGUGGAGAAGAAGACGAAGAAACAGUAGAGGAUGGAAUGAUGCGCAGGUGAAGUAGAAAAUGAAGUUUAGAUGAUUGGAUGGAAAGAAAAUGAAGUAUUCAGAAGUAGUCAUUUACAAGGAUUUACAGAUGAUUUAGAGUUGUAACAAAAUACAGGACUGCACAUAAAGAGCUGUGGCAUCGUUUCCUUUGUCUGUUUGUUUCCAUUCCUAAUAAAAACAUGUUUACUGCUUUGGUCAAUCAUGGACAUUUAACCCAUUACAGUGCAGUAGAAAAUGAGUGUGUUAUCCAUGUCCACAUAUGCAGUUCAAUAAGCAGCAGUGGGCCUGUGUACGUGAACAUGGGAGGAAUCACAUAAGUGUAAUAAUCAGAUGUGGUGCGUUUACAUGCACUUAAGAAAUGCGAUAAUCAGAAACCUUGGUUUAUUCGUUCCAGUCCGAUUAUCGGAUUUCUUUCAGAGUUCGUACAUAGUGAUGAUAAAAUCAAACUACCUGUUAUUGAGCCUGUUUACAUCCACACUAACACUCUGAUCAGUAUCUAAUUUCUGGAGUUAUUAGAUUAUUAUUGAUUGUAUAAACAGUAUA